AUGGAACCCUUAUCAUUGAUCAACCUUCUAGCUCAUGUAGUCCAGAACAUAUCUGGUACAUUUGCUAACGGCCUUCUCAUAUUUUUGGUGCUAAGAAAAACUCCAAAAUACCUGCAAACCUAUUCUAUUUUUAUUCUGAACUUUGCUAUCUGCGAUUUUUUUGCUUGUGUUGCUGCUUUCUUUGCACAAGUCAGAAUACUUUCCUCUGGUCCCGGUCUUUAUUUUGUCUUCUAUGGACCAUGCUGCAAAUUGUUUAGAACAUGGAUCUGUUUUGUCGGCAAGAGACGCUUGGCACUCGACUCUUCUGCAUCGAUGACGUUUGACGCCGAAAUGUGGAAGCUCCACAGAGUGAUACCAACAGCAUCUGGAUCUUUCGGUGGUGGAGUCGUUGGUUAUAAAUUGCAGUACAUAUAUCAUGCUGUGCGGUUGGCGGGAUAUCGCUUAACUGCGCUCAGCGAAUUUGUGCGUCGCGUGCCCGUCGAAGGUUGCUGUGAUCCAAUAGUAACGGUAACAACACCUCUUGGUUAUGUGAAUCCUCCAUUUUGGAUUUAUAAUCAACCGCUCAUAGGCAGAACGGAAAUUCAUUCAGUGUGUAUUCACCUCAUGCUGAAUUAUUCAUGCUUUCAGACAGCCGUUUCUCUUGCCAAAGACCUUGAAACUGGGAUAAAGGCAAUAAUAAAUAAAAGAUUUGGCUACAACGUGGCCUCAGAGUGCGUGUGCGGCCAUGUGAAUAUAUUUACGUGGAACAUACUUCCCUUCAUUCUGCAUAUGACACUACCUAUUGCUCCUGUUUAUAUUGUCAUCCUUAUUCUCAGAAAAAUGACUGUUUCGAGACUGAAGAGCGAAUUAGCCAUAUCCGAGCACUUCCGGCGUCAACAAACACGGUUGCUUCAGGUAAAUUCUUCUUAUUUUUGUUUGCUUGUUAGCUUAUCGAACAUCUUUGGAGGUCAGAUAUCCGGGGUGGAUAGCAUUCAUUGA
Messenger RNA from Haemonchus placei, 978 nucleotides. The record is from the annotation of a GenBank genome assembly. Lineage: Eukaryota; Metazoa; Nematoda; Chromadorea; Rhabditida; Trichostrongylidae.